AUUGGUAGUUUAUCGCCUUCCUCCCAUAUACACGUGGAACAUGGCAGAGAAAAUUUAGGAACAUGGCAGAGAAAAUUUAGCACCAAGAUAGAGAGAAAAAUAACCCAAACCCAAUUUGGUCUUCACUCCUCACUCAACUGAACUGUUGGGUAUCAAAAUUCACAAUCACCAGGGUUUUUGUUUUGGGUUUUACUUCAAGAUUUAGAUUUUGGGUGUUGAAAUUGAAGUGUAGAUAUGAGUUUGUAAGCAAGUUUCAGCGGAAGAAAAUGAAAGGGUUGGUUAUUGAGACGACACCGUCAUCAAGAAUUUCAAUGGCAAAGCUUCCAUUAUUGGCUUUGGCACCUUGCUAUGCCGUUAUUUCCAGAAGACCCAUCUCAAAUUCUCCUCCAUUAAGAUGUAGUGAACUAUCAAGGUUGAAAUCUACGCGUGGAAAAAUCAAAGGACAUGCAUCUACUGCUGGUAUUGGACCUGGGAGUUUUGAAGAGAGCGAGGGAAAUAAUGAGCAAAAAACAUUUCUUGACAAUCCACAAAGUGACAAUGCAUCUGAUAUUGGAAAGCCUCCUAAUCAACUUCCAUAUGUUCUCUCUCUAGUCUCUGUGCUUUGUGGAUGUGCUUUUGUGUAUUCACUUGUUGCCUUUGUGAAAGGGGGACCUUCAUCAAUUUUAGCAGCAAUUGCAAAGUCUGGCUUCACUGCUGCAUUCUCAUUGAUAUUUGUUUCAGAAAUUGGCGACAAGACAUUCUUCAUUGCAGCACUCUUGGCGAUGCAAUAUGAAAGAGGACUGGUUCUUUUGGGGUCCAUGGGCGCUCUUUCAUUUAUGACAGUCCUUUCGGUCAUAAUAGGACGGAUAUUUCAUUCAGUGCCUGCUCAGUUUCAGACAACAUUGCCUAUUGGAGAAUAUGCAGCCGUGACUCUUUUGAUGUUCUUUGGCCUCAAAUCAAUAAGAGAUGCGUGGGACCUUCCAUCAAAAGAAGGUAAGAGUGGUGAAAAGAACAGCUCUGAACUUGGUGAAUAUGUCGAAGCUGAGGAGCUCGUGAAGGAAAAGGCGUCCAAGCGACUAUCAAAUCCACUCGAAAUUGUGUGGAAGUCAUUAAGCCUUGUAUUUUUUGCUGAAUGGGGAGAUCGCUCGAUGCUAGCAACAAUUGCUCUUGGUGCUGCUCAGUCUCCUUGGGGUGUGGCAAGUGGGGCCAUUGCAGGACAUCUUCUUGCAACAUCAAUUGCCAUUCUCGGAGGAGCAUUUCUCGCUAACUACAUCUCUGAAAAACUGGUUGGCUAUUUGGGUGGAGCACUGUUUCUGGUUUUUGCUGUAGCCACAUUUCUAGGAGUGUUCUGAUACUGUUUUGGGGAGUCGUUGGAAGAAAGAAAUCGAGAGCUGAUGUACCUAAAUACGACUUGGAAUUAGGUAUUAGAGAUAGGGCAGAGAAUAAAGAUCACAAAACUCCUAUCGAAGAAGGCACAUGCACAUCAUGUAUUUUUAAGCACAAUGAGAUUAGUUACAGUUGUUGUUGUAGCCAUAAGUCUGUUUGAUAGCAACUUAUAGCAAGCUUUACCGUUAUUAAUGUCAAUCUUUAAUUCAUCA
Rhododendron vialii is the source of this 1577-nucleotide messenger RNA. RefSeq names its product protein PAM71-homolog, chloroplastic. Gene Ontology annotation, molecular function: calcium ion transmembrane transporter activity; manganese ion transmembrane transporter activity. The transcript has 10 exons. Gene Ontology annotation, cellular component: chloroplast; Golgi apparatus. Gene Ontology annotation, biological process: manganese ion transmembrane transport; calcium ion transmembrane transport; Golgi calcium ion homeostasis. NCBI's taxonomy places the organism in Eukaryota, Viridiplantae, Streptophyta, Magnoliopsida, Ericales, Ericaceae. The record is from RefSeq and is a predicted model, not a curated record. Bases 267 to 1331 code for a protein of 354 amino acids.